AUGGGGUUUGCUAUCCCUGGGAUUGUCCUCAACUAUUCCGAGGUACGCCCUAUGCGAAACUAUCGUAAACGUCGAACGAAGACCAACAAUGAUAGUGGUGAAUAUAUUCAGCCUGCAUCCAUAUCUGCCCUGCCUUAUAACUAUCAAUUGCAGGUGGUACCCAGGAGGAAUUAUGAAUUUAAUAGAGUAUUCAGCAGCACUAUGGACAUUCGGAGUGCAAGGCAGGGGUCUGAAAGACGCAAGAGGAACAAGAUAGAUUCCCUUAAUAGACAAGAAAGUCAUCAUAAGCAUCGACUUCUCACCCUUUCAUUGCUUCCUCUGGAAAUUCUCUUAAAGAUAAUUGCCAUGUCUGGAAAUAUCAACGGAAUCAAGUUGGUUGAUAGAUUCUUCUUUGAUUUGGUUGAUCUACAUUAUAAACAUCUAUUAAGAUUGUUUAUUGAUUAUUAUUACCUCUAUAGAAUGACAUGUGUUGCUUGCAUCGAUUCUUCAUUACAGUCUAAUACUCUGACGGACACGGAACAUGUGAAAAACUCUUUGGCGAUGACUUUAGAAGAGAUUGCAAAGAAUACGAAGAUAUUGAAAAGAAAAAGAAGAUAUAGUGGUGAGUAUACAUUCAAGGACAUAAUAGUGGUUAUGGAUGUUGAAGCUUUCAACCAACCAUAUAUUAGACAUGAUGUAUUCCGUGAAUUUCACGCGGAUGCCAUCUUACCAAAGAAAGAAAUAGUUGCAUUGAAGGAGGAAGUCUCCAAAUCCUUAGCCAAUUUGCGAGGCCAGUUACAGGAAGCCUAUCAAAAUAAUUUUACUAGUUCACAGAGGAUAGAUAAGGAUAAGCUGAUCGCAAAAUAUAUCAACGAGACUCGAAUCGAUCUGCCCUUUUAUGAUUCAAGUAGGCCCAAGAAUGUGGACCGCAUCAUGACCGGUGGAUAUAACGAAAAACUGCAGAUUCUCAGAGAUGUAUUGCAUAGAGAUCAUGUAUUCAAUGGAAAUCUCGAAAGUAUGUUAUGGUUUCUAUUAGAGCUAAAUACUUCGGCUUCCAAAGAAAUAUUGAAAACAGAUUCUGCAUUUGGGAAGAUAACACUCAAGGAAGUCAAAGGGUUCUUGAAGCGACAGACUGGUAACAAACCGCCAGUAUUUCAGGAUAAUGACCUCAUUCUUUGCAUCCUUUUUAACACAGAUAAAAAGUGGUGUAGAUACCUACUUCAGUUUGCUGCUAGCGCAUCAUUAGAAGAAGAUGAAUAUUUUUGGUCCCGCAUAAUGGAUACCAAGAGAUUAGAUUGUGUUAGAAUGCUUGAGAAGUACGCAGGCCUAGGACCCGGCCCUCAGGUGAUUAACGUUUUGGCGGGAAGCUCUCAAUAG
Brettanomyces nanus is the source of this 1356-nucleotide messenger RNA. RefSeq lists its product as uncharacterized. Lineage: Eukaryota; Fungi; Ascomycota; Pichiomycetes; Pichiales; Pichiaceae. The record is from RefSeq and is a predicted model, not a curated record. The coding region runs from base 1 to 1356 and encodes 451 amino acids. The transcript has a single exon.